UGUGGUCACCUCUUGCUACCUGUCUUGCAAUUAGUAUCGUCAAACCUUGUCGUUGUCUUUUUCUUGCCCUCGUCAGCAGGCUUGUUUUUCUGUCGGUCACUCAGUCCAGUUGAGCUGUCUGAGCAGGACCUCUUCUUCACCUACGCGUACCCAGCUAUAGAAGACAAAGCAACAUCAAUCUUUUCGUCAAGAUGGGUGGCGGAGGCGGCUCCGGCGCAGCUGGUUUUUAUGAUGCCGCUCUUCAGAGGCGUGAGGCAGUGAUGGGGAAGAGUGGCCCUGCAGCACUUGUCAAGAACUUCCGGGUCUUUUCUAUUGCAUGCUUCGCAUGUAUCGGUGGUGUGCUCUAUGGGUACAACCAAGGGAUGUUUUCGGGUGUCCUCGCCAUGCCAGCCUUUCAGAAACACAUGGGCGAAUACGAUCCGAUAGACGAGAACGCGAGUCAGACAAAGAAGGGCUGGCUAACCGCAAUUCUUGAGCUCGGUGCUUGGCUUGGUACGCUUCUGUCUGGGUUCAUGGCAGAGGUUCUCUCGAGAAAGUACGGUGUGCUAGUGGCGUGCUUGGUUUUCAUGCUGGGUGUGGUCAUCCAAGCCACGUCUAUCUCUGGAGGACAUGAGACCAUUCUUGCCGGACGGUUUAUCACGGGUAUGGGUGUCGGAUCCUUAGCCAUGAUCAUUCCCAUUUACAACUCGGAAGUUGCACCACCUGAGGUCCGUGGAGCUCUUGUUGCUCUCCAGCAGUUGGCUAUCUGCUUCGGUAUCAUGGUCAGCUUCUGGAUUGACUACGGAACCAACUAUAUCGGCGGCACCAAGCUCGAGACCCAAUCCGACGCCGCCUGGCUUGUACCCGUCUGCCUGCAACUCGCCCCUGCUCUCAUUCUGUUUUUCGGCAUGAUGUUCAUGCCCUUCUCCCCACGCUGGCUCAUCCACCAUGGCCGCGAGGCGGAAGCUCGAAAGAUCCUCUCCACCCUUCGCGGUCUACCGCAAGACCACGAGCUUGUCGAGCUCGAGUUCCUCGAAAUAAAGGCUCAGUCUCUCUUUGAAAAACGCAGCAUUGCCGAGUUGUUUCCCGAAUUGCGCGAGCAGACUGCCUGGAAUACCUUUAAGCUCCAGUUUGUCGCCAUAGAGAAGCUUUUCCGGACAAAGGCAAUGUUCCGACGCGUUAUCGUGGCAACCGUAACCAUGUUCUUCCAGCAGUGGUCCGGCAUCAACGCGAUUCUCUACUACGCCCCGCAAAUCUUCAAGCAGCUUGGACUGAGCGGCAACACAACCUCACUCCUGGCUACGGGUGUAGUAGGCAUCGUCAUGUUCAUCGCAACGGUUCCUGCCGUGCUGUGGAUCGACCGUGUUGGUCGCAAGCCCGUGCUUACUAUCGGUGCCCUCGGGAUGGCUACCUGCCAUAUCAUCAUCGCUGUCAUUGUUGCCAAGAACGUGGACCAAUGGGAGACUCAUAAGGCUGCUGGAUGGGCUGCUGUAGCCAUGGUCUGGCUAUUCGUCAUUCACUUUGGAUAUUCAUGGGGUCCAUGUGCCUGGAUCAUUGUUGCUGAGAUCUGGCCGCUGAGUACGAGACCAUAUGGUGUCUCUCUAGGAGCUUCGAGCAACUGGAUGAACAACUUUAUCGUCGGUCAGGUCACGCCGGAUAUGUUAAAAGCGAUCCCGUACGGAACGUAUAUCAUCUUCGGGUUGUUGACUUAUAUGGGCGCCGCCUUUAUCUGGUUCUUUGUGCCGGAGACGAAGAGAUUAACCUUGGAAGAGAUGGACAUGAUCUUCGGAUCCGAAGGCACUGCACAAGCCGACAAUGAGCGCAUGGAGGAGAUCAAUGCUGAGAUUGGUCUUACCCGAUUCCUGCAAGGUGGUAGUGGUGCAAACCAAGGUGCUGCUGAUGGAAGUGAUACUGGUUAUGAUGCGGAGAAGGGGAAGAGCGAACACUAUUCUCAGCAUGUCUAAGUUACCGCAAUCACUGCCGCGGUAUCUUGCUCUCCGAGCUCACACUUUAUGAGGUGUACAUUGUCAUUUUUGGAAAUGAACCGGUCUUCCCCCCCCUUUGAGCGCUACGGCAGAUAGAGGAAGUGGUAGACGAAUAUUGAUACCAAC
Molecule: messenger RNA, 2090 nt
Organism: Neurospora crassa OR74A
Lineage: Eukaryota; Fungi; Ascomycota; Sordariomycetes; Sordariales; Sordariaceae
Product: quinate permease
Exons: 5
Coding region: 192-1943 (583 amino acids)
Biological process (GO): transmembrane transport; carbohydrate transport
Cellular component (GO): membrane
Molecular function (GO): carbohydrate:proton symporter activity
Source: RefSeq, a predicted model, not a curated record